AUGAACACCACUGGCACCGCCCCUCAUCAUCACGUCGGCCGGGACGCUGCCCUCGCUGGAGGCACAGUCGGCGCCAUCCAACACGAGCGCAACGUCCACCCCGGUCCGAUGACCACCGGCGGGGAGCAGCGCGCGGAGAACACGGCUGCCGGGACGGGUCACGGCACUGGUCUUGGCGGGAAGAUCAAGAAUGCUCUCGACCCUAAUGUCGACUCGAACGGUAACCCCAAGACCGGCUACGCCGCGACUGGCGUGACUGGUGCUGGUGCUGGUGCUGGUGCUGGGACGGGGUACCCGAAUGGUACGACAGGCGCUUCAGGCACCCAUCAUCAUGCCGGCCGGGAUGCGAUGCUCGCGGGGGGUGCGGUCGGCGUAGGCGAGCACAUCCAUAACAAGCACCAUUCUGCCAACGCUGCUGAUGCUGCCAACGCUAGUACCGGUGCGGGCUACAAUGACGGGUACGGCAACACCGCUGGUGCAGGUGUCGGUGCCGGCACUGGUACUGGCACUGGUGCGGGGACAACCACCGGUACAGCCAACAUUGCCCCUUCGACCCGACACGCCGGGCUAACGCAUGCGAAAGGGAAGCUUCAAGAGGGAUUGGGGAACCUCACGGGGGACCGGACGCUCCAAGCCAAAGGGCUGGCGAACCAGGAACAGGCGAACGCGGAACGGUUCCAGACGGGCCAGAUUGGGGAAGCGCAGCAUCUGGAGCGGGCGGCGGCGGCUAGGAGGGGGGAUGCGGUUAUGAGCGGGGCACAUCCUGCGCAUGGGACGCUUGGUGGGACGAACUACUGA
Dacryopinax primogenitus is the source of this 798-nucleotide messenger RNA. RefSeq lists its product as uncharacterized. The coding region runs from base 1 to 798 and encodes 265 amino acids. The transcript has a single exon. The record is from RefSeq and is a predicted model, not a curated record. Lineage: Eukaryota; Fungi; Basidiomycota; Dacrymycetes; Dacrymycetales; Dacrymycetaceae.